UGCGUGUGCACGAGGGUCCGCAAAGCUGCCGCUGCUCCUCUCCGGGCGCGCAGUACCAUCCCCAAACUUUGAUGAGCCGUAACCUUCACCAGGGCAACAAAACAAGCCGGGCUGAAUUAUACCUGCGAGGAUAUAUUAAAAAAUAAAAACAGCGUCGUCUCUUUCUCCCCCCUCUCUCUUUUUCUGAGUGAUUAAGCCCAACAACAAACAGGUGUCAAAAUGGAAAGCACUCCGAUUGAAAUUUACAAAGAAGACACCAAGUGCCUCUCCUCGCUGCUGGAAGACUGUCCGGCGAAUUCAACUGCUUGGGUAUCCGGAUACUCUGACAGCCGUAAUGUGACCCACGAUGAUGAUAGCUGGGAGCAGGAGAGCAUGUCUCCCAUCAUCCCCAUCAUCACCGCAGUGUACUCCGUGGUGUUUGUGGUCGGCUUGCUGGGCAACUGCCUCGUUAUGUAUGUGAUUAUCAGGUACACGAAGAUGAAGACGGCCACCAAUAUUUAUAUUUUCAACCUGGCACUCGCCGACGCCCUCGUCACCACCACGAUGCCAUUCCAGAGCACUGACUACCUUCUGAAUACGUGGCCCUUCGGCGAGGUGGUAUGCAAGGUCUUCAUCUCCAUCGACUACUACAACAUGUUCACCAGUAUCUUCACCCUCACCAUGAUGAGUGUGGACCGCUACGUGGCCGUGUGCCACCCCGUGAAAGCCCUGGAUUUCCGCACUCCCCUCAAGGCCAAGAUGAUAAACGUGUGCAUCUGGAUCUUGUCCUCGGCUGCAGGGAUACCGGCUUUUGUGCUGGGCGGUACUCAGACGAAUAGCGACAUAACAGAGUGCGCGCUGCAGUUCCCCGAUCCCUACACAAAGUGGGACACACUGAUGAAGAUUUUAGUGUUUGUCUUUGCCUUCGUCGUGCCUGUGCUCAUUAUCACCGUGUGCUACUCCCUCAUGGUCCUGAGGCUGAAGAGCGUCCGAAUGUUGUCCGGCUCGAGGGAGAAGGAUCGCAACUUGCGCCGCAUCACGCGGUUGGUGGUGGUCGUGGUGGCCGUGUUUGUGGUCUGCUGGACGCCCAUUCACAUCUUCAUCCUGGUCAAAGCUCUCGUCACCGUGCCGGAAACCACCGCCAUCAUGGCCGCCUACUUCUUCUGCGUGGCUCUGGGUUACACCAACAGCAGCCUCAAUCCUGUCCUCUACGCCUUUCUGGAUGAGAACUUCAAACGCUGCUUCAAAGACUUCUGCCUGUCAGCCAGACUGAAGGGGGAGAAGGUGUCAGGGAGCAAAAAGGCCCCCAGCACUGUGCGAGAGGCCGCUGUUCCCCUGGAGAACCCAGAUGGGACUGGUAAGCCGACAUGACUAGCAGUGGAACUGUCUUCAAUCUCCCACACUGGAAAAGAAGACUCACAAUACCUGGGCUUAACCCACAUCACAACAGUAAUGUAGACUGGGUUUUGGAUUCACUUCAUUUUCAUUAUCACCCAGGGUAUAAUCAUUGAUGUGGUUGUCCAUAAAUCCAGAUCAAUCCAUCCUAGUGUCCUCUGACUUCUGACACUUUCCUUCACAGCAGCCUGUGAUUGUAGGUCGAGACAAAGAUUGUGCAUUUAUGGUUUAACCUGGCAGGUGGAUGUAAACCAAACACUGUUUCUGUUUAAGUAGGUCAAAGAAGAAAGUGCUGCUUAUAAUUAAUAUGGAUUACUGUUGAUGGAGGUCCAACAAUUAGUUGAUUAAGUAAUUGUUCAGGGAGGGGUUUUUUUUUAGGAAAAAUUAAACAUUCGCACCAUCCAGCAUCCUAAAUGGGAUUUUGAUUUCAUAAAUGACAGUUAAUUAAACAUUUUUAAAACAAAUUUAUGAUUGCUUACUGUUUUAAUGAUGAUUUAUUUAGCCAUAAGUUUAAUUUAGACUGCCAACCCUUUCCAGGGUGUACUGACAGCUGAGAUAUGUUACAUCACCUCUAUAACAGUGAAUUGAAUAAGUAGGAGAUGGAUGGAUAGGUAUUGAGCUUACUGGCAAAAUAAUCAGCAGAUUAUUCUUUCAUAAAAUCAUCAUUACACAAUAUUGCACACACAGUCAUGAAAUAGUUAUGUUAAGAUAUCUCAGGAGAACUGACGAUUAUAGGGUAAAUGAGCAGGAGACUGAUUAAAAUCACUUGGCCCAUAUCAAGUUUCAUCAGUUUUGAUUCAUUUGUCUCUCAAAUGCUGUUUAUUCCCAAAAUUUCCUCCUAUCAUUUUUCAUUUGCCAAAUGUGCCUUUAAAAGUCCAGGAAAAAAUGUGCAGAAAAAUGACUUCAGGAAUGAUUACUAGAUGGGGUCAAACAGCACUUCAUAUUAUAAUGUUUGCUAUUUUUAUUCAAUGCAUUUGACAUGCCGGUGAUAUUUGCAUGAAUCGCUGACAGCAGACGUGCCAAAAACAUUUUCACAUCUGUGCAGAGCCUGAAUGGUGCUGAUUGACCGCAGUGUGAGAGCACUCACUGACUCAUGUUGGACUUUGAAGUUGUGUAAAAGUCAAAGAAAAAAACAAAAAGCAACAUUCAGCUGCAUCAAAGCAAGUUAAUCAAUGAGAGAAUGUGGAUGGAAGAUCCUGGACUUGAAUGUGCAUUUAAAAUUUGACAGAGGGCUCUCUAUCAGCUUUGACCCUGGCUUUGUGUCCAGACUGAUAAGUUGUUAACUUUAUGGUAUAUAACUAAUAAUGACAUGUGCUUUGUGUAUGGCUUUUACCAUGAUACACAUACUGUAGUCCUGCUGAACUGUCAUGCUGUUAUUGUUGUGCAGUCUGAUAAGCCGAUUAGCUCUUUCAACAAGUAAAAAUACAGAAUAUUCUAACAACUGUACAGUAUCUCAGUCUCUAUACAAAGACUUAUUUUGUAUAGACUGCAAAAAGAAAAUCUUUGCACAGACUUUAUAAAAAUAUACUGUAUUUGUAGCAUGUUAAUCAUCACUGCUAUGAUAGUAAAGACAACAUCAGCAGCCAUAGGCUUCAUGGACUGUGCUGUUAUUUUGAAUGUACUGCAAAUACUACAUGAAAGUCAUCUAUCUCAUUAAAAAAAAGCAUCUUUAGCUAAUACUUGUUGAUAAAUCUCUUGCUGACACAUGUAUACGGACACAAAAAUAGAUAAAGCACAGAUGUUCUAAAAAUAAGAGACGUUAUUCUAAGAAUCAACACUGUGAUCGAGGCAUCGUUGUAGUUUUUAUUUAUUUCUUUUUCAUCUCUGUGCUCACAGUUUAAUGCUGUACAUUGGCUUCUCCUGUCGUCAUUCUUGUCUGUGA
This is a messenger RNA of Neolamprologus brichardi, 3256 nucleotides long. Its product is annotated as delta-type opioid receptor-like. Gene Ontology annotation, biological process: sensory perception of pain; G protein-coupled opioid receptor signaling pathway; neuropeptide signaling pathway. The record is from RefSeq and is a predicted model, not a curated record. Gene Ontology annotation, cellular component: plasma membrane; neuron projection. Gene Ontology annotation, molecular function: neuropeptide binding; dynorphin receptor activity. Lineage: Eukaryota; Metazoa; Chordata; Actinopteri; Cichliformes; Cichlidae.